AAUAUAUUCUCAAAUGGAUUCGUUCUCAAUCUGGGGUAAAAAAUACUAAUAUUAAGAGCGCUUUAGCACGAAUCUUGAUAGUACGGGCCAAGACUGGCUCUGAAAAGUCUACUAUUCUUCCGGUAGAAAUGCAUAAGUAUCUUAAUAGGUUCAUUCCUGCUAAUGUAGAGAUUAAAAAGCGGGAUUUUAAGAAGGAUGAUAUCAUAUGUACUCAACCUCGAGUACUGACCACUAUCUUCUUAGCCAAAGAUGUUUCUAGCAGUGGCUACUACAAAGAUAUGGUGCUGGAGAAAACGGUCGGAUAUCAAACGGAGCCUAACAGUAGAAAACCCAUUCAUGGCUUACUUUAUGCUACAGUUGGUAUUCUAGUUGCUCAUAUGCAGAUGAGCACGGAUGCAGAAAUCAUAGAAAAGUAUCGCAUAAUUAUUAUAGAUGAGGCCCACGAGCGAUCUCUCGAGUCGGAUUUUCUACUAAUGCUUCUUAAAAACUUUUAUGAGCAUAAUAGGCUUAUAGUCAAUCUUCCUUUCUUGAUUUUGACUAGUGUAACAUUUGACAUCCAGCGCUAUGCGAAAUACUUUGGGGUAGGUCCCAGCAAUUAUCUUGAUAUUAUGGGCAGGGCAUAUGACAUUGAGACUCACUGGCCCCGUAAUGGUUUCAAUAAUUAUAUCAUGGGAGCUGUGGAGCAGAUCAUAGAGAUCCAUCAAAAUAAUCUUGAUGAUCUUCCUGCCAAAGCAGAUAUUCUUGUCUUUACUCCUGGAGCGGGAGAAGCUAUGGCCAUUUGCCAGGAACUAGUCAAAAAACUAGCGCAACUAGAGAAACCCUUUUUACUACUAACUCUAAACCGGGAAAUAGUGGCGGCGCAGAGGAGAGAAUAUCAUCUGGUAUUUGCAAAGCCCAAAUCUCUUCCUCUAGUUAAUGGUCAUAAGGUUGUUAGACGAGUUAUCUUGACGACCACGGUUGCGGAGACUGGGCUGACCAUUAAUACUUUGCGAUAUGUAGUGGAUAGUGGGUGGCAUCGCUCUCGAGAAACUUAUCAGCCUUGGGGAAUAUCUGGUAUAAUUACUCGCCCGGCUUCACAAAGCAGGAUACUUCAGAAAAAAGGUCGGGCAGGCCGGCUAUUCCCUGGUGACUUUUAUCCAUUAUAUACUGAAAAUACUUUUAAUACUUUGGAAGAACAGCAGUUGCCUGAUAUCAUUACGCUAGGAGUGGAUCCCAUCUUCCUGGCUCUCAUAGCUGAACAGAGGCGACAUAAGGAGCUGAUGGAGACUCUCCAUGCAAUAAAUCCCAAGUUAUUUCCGGGUUUCCUAAAUAAGGAGGCUUUCAGAGUUGAGGAUUUGGAUCUGCUUGACCCUCCUCCUCCCGAAGCCUUCUUAGUGGCUAACUCAAAAGCAAUUUCUUUUGGUUUUAUAGAAAUUAAGAAUCUGGAUAGAUCAUCUUCUACCAAAGCCCAGCCAUUUGUGUCUCUAAUGCCCUUAGGGGAAGUUGCAUUAAGGUUCUCACGGGUGCCGAUGGAAGGAGCCCGGAUUCUUUUUUCAGGCUAUGUUUGGAACUGUUCCGCAUCUGAUCUCGCUACAGUAGUUAGUCUGAUCGGAGCUCAAUCCAAUGUCUUUCUUUCUAAACGAGAAAUGCAGAAUAAGAAGACCUUUUCGGGCUCUAAGGCACUUCUAGCCUCAGUGUCCUCAUUUCUGACCGGGAUUGAACUGGCUGAGAUAUUGGCCUUCUUCCAUGUCAAAAUCUUAAUAGCUGAUGCUUUUCUGGAAAAUUUGCUCAUUUUUGACGCUUUUGCUGAACAAUUAGAGGAUCCUGUUCAGACUAAAGACUGGUGCGAAAAUCUGGGACUAGAUUAUACCAAAUUAGUGGGAAUUGCCAAUAUUCAUGAAACUGUAAUAGGAGAGAUGGUUGUCGCAGAACUAGAUCCGUUCUGCAAUUCAGAGUAUAAAUUGAAGCUUUCAACUAAAGAAUUUUUUAUAUCUAGGCUGAUUAAUCUUAAGAAAUGUUUGUAUUAUGGGUUUCGAGGAAAUCUGCUUACACUAACUCACGCUUCAAACAAAAAAACAAGAAAUCAGUUUGGGAUAGGGUCAUGUUAUGUAACUCGUCAAGGACUUACUGUCCACAUACCCACACCACUUUUACCUGAAUUAUUGAUUGAACAGGUUAGGGAUGCCAGGUUAGCUUUUGCUGAUAGUUUUGGUAUGGCUUCGAGCGCAGAAAGUAGACCCCAAUGGCUCUUGACUGAUAGCUUGCAGAUAGUUCCUGAGCAGAGAAAUGAAAUGAUGUAUUCUUUGUCUGCCAAUAUACUUUUGGUAAUAGAUGGAUAUGUACCCAUUGAUACUACAUUUGACAGACCUCGCUCUUUCUUUUAA
Molecule: messenger RNA, 2363 nt
Organism: Funneliformis geosporum
Lineage: Eukaryota; Fungi; Glomeromycota; Glomeromycetes; Glomerales; Glomeraceae
Source: the annotation of a GenBank genome assembly